GUGUGUGUGUGUGUGUGUGUGUGUGUGUGUGUGUGUGUGUGUGUGUGUGUCAGGAGGAGGUACCGAUCUGUCAGGGAAGAACCCGCCGCCACAGGAUAAGCUGAGGAGCAGGGUGGUGGUGGUGAAGUACGACAGGAAGCCGCUCAGCAACAAAACUCUGUUCGCCUUCACAGAGCCCUUCGGACGCCUGAGGGAACACCUGGUGCUCAACAACAAGGCCUUCCUGGAGCUGCACAGCCACGAGGAGGCUCUGGACAUGGUGAACUACUACCAGCAGCACCAGGCCAAUCUCUACGGGAAGCCCAUCACCUUCUACCUGUCCCGCAGACUGCAGGUCAUCGAGAAAAACAACCGAGGUUCAGACCGGUCGAUGGAUCUUUCGAUGGAUCGUCCAAUGGAUCGUCCGAUGGAUCGUCAGAUGGAUCGUCCGAUGGUUCGUUCGAUGGAUCGUCAGAUGGAUCGACCGAUGGUUCGUUCGAUGGAUCGUCAGAUGGAUCGACCGAUGGAUCCUCCAAUGGACCGGCCUGUGAGGCAGGUCAAAGGUCAGGAGAGUCAGGUGGUCUUCUUCAACAACAUGCCCAGAGACGAGGAGGAUAAGAAGGAGCUGCUUACCAUCGCGGCUCGAUUCGGAGAGGUGGAGAAACACCUGUUCCUCACAGACCAGGCGUUUGUGCAGCUGGGGACUCCGGAGGACGCGGAGAUGCUGGUGAAAUAUUACAACGUUCACUCUCUCACCAUCAAGGGCCGACCCAUCCGCCUCAACAUCUGCACCAAGUACAAGACCCUCAAUGUGAACAAGAAACUUGGAGGCGCUCGAGGCCCGAGGACCGGAGGACCAAACGCCUCCAGGACCUCCUCGAACGCCUCCAGAACCUCCUCGAACGCCCCCAGGACCGCCUCAAACCCCCCCAGGACCGCCUCAAACCCCCCCAGGACCGCCUCCUCUUCCUCCAGGUCCAGAUCCAGGAGUCGGGAGGAGAGGAGGAAGGAGGAGGAACCGAAGGCUGAGGAGGCUGAGGAGGAGCAGCCGGCGGCAGGAGAAGAGGAGGAGGAG
Messenger RNA from Notothenia coriiceps (black rockcod), 1054 nucleotides. Its product is annotated as RNA-binding protein 20-like. The annotation marks the transcript as partial. NCBI's taxonomy places the organism in Eukaryota, Metazoa, Chordata, Actinopteri, Perciformes, Nototheniidae. The record is from RefSeq and is a predicted model, not a curated record. Gene Ontology annotation, molecular function: RNA binding. The transcript is spliced from 6 exons.